AUGACACCGGAACCGCUUCCGACGUGCCAGGCGGAUAUGAAAUAUGACAUCCUCGCAAGAGCUGGGUUCGCUCGACGUGGAAAUCUUCAUCUGCCACAUUCUAUCGUCGAAACUCCAGUUUUCAUGCCUGUUGGAACUCAAGGAACAAUGAAGGGAGUUGUUCCGGAACAACUAGUAGCUAUGGACUGCAGAAUUCUACUUUGCAACACGUAUCAUCUCGGUCAUCGCCCAGGUCAUGAGCGAGUCAAAGCUGCGGGAGGACUUCAUAAAAUGAUGAAUUGGGACAGAUCGAUUCUCACUGAUUCUGGAGGUUUUCAAAUGGUCUCACUAAGCAAAUUGAUGACUGUUGACGAAAAUGGAGUAAACUUUGAAAGUCCUCACACCGGAGAAAUGAUGGCUUUACCUCCUGAGAAAUCUAUUGAAAUUCAACAAGCACUUGGAGCAGAUAUUAUGAUGCAGUUAGAUCACGUUAUCCAUGUUUUAACAACCGGUGACAUCGUCAAAGAAGCUAUGCAUAGAAGUAUUCGAUGGCUCGACAGAUGUAAAGUGGCACACACAAGAGAUGAUCAAGCAAUGUUUCCUAUUCUACAAGGAGGUCUUAAUCUCGAAUUACGGAAAGAGUGUGCUGAAGAAAUGGCAAAACGCGCUAAAGUUGGAAUUGCUAUUGGAGGUCUCUCUGGAGGAGAAGAGAAAGAUCAUUUCUGGAGAGUCGUUGCUGCUUGUUGUGCUGCUUUACCACCUCAUCUACCUCGAUAUGUUAUGGGUGUAGGAUUUCCAGUAGACCUAGUAAUUUGUUCUCUACUUGGAGCUGACAUGUUCGAUUGUGUCUAUCCGACGAGAACUGCUAGAUUCGGAACUGCAAUGGUUCGAAGAGGAGGAUUAAUGCAAUUGAAUCAGAAAAGAUAUAAAGAAGAUUUCCUGCCGAUUGAUGACAAAUGUGAAUGUAGUACAUGUAAAAACUACAGUCGAGCGUAUCUUCAUUCUAUUGUUGGAAAGGAGACAGUAGGAUGCCAUCUAGUAUCUGUUCACAAUAUUAAGCAUCAAUUGGAUUUGAUGCGGGACGUCCGUCAAGCAAUUCAAUCGAACUCGGUAGAGCUGUUUCUGAAACAGUUUAUUCAUGACUAUUACGGACCGAUUCAAUCAGAAGAGCCAUCCAAACAAGAUUCUCUGAAGAUCCGAGAAGUUCCACAAUGGGUUCGAGAUGCUGUUAAUCAUAUGGGCUACAAACUUGAUUUUUGA
Caenorhabditis remanei is the source of this 1239-nucleotide messenger RNA. RefSeq lists its product as uncharacterized. Bases 1 to 1239 code for a protein of 412 amino acids. Gene Ontology annotation, molecular function: tRNA-guanosine(34) queuine transglycosylase activity. Lineage: Eukaryota; Metazoa; Nematoda; Chromadorea; Rhabditida; Rhabditidae. The record is from RefSeq and is a predicted model, not a curated record. The transcript has 3 exons. Gene Ontology annotation, cellular component: cytosol.